Aspergillus melleus is the source of this 1320-nucleotide messenger RNA. RefSeq names its product proteasome regulatory particle base subunit RPT1 (gene rpt1). Bases 1 to 1320 code for a protein of 439 amino acids. Lineage: Eukaryota; Fungi; Ascomycota; Eurotiomycetes; Eurotiales; Aspergillaceae. The record is from RefSeq and is a predicted model, not a curated record. Gene Ontology annotation, molecular function: ATP hydrolysis activity; ATP binding; proteasome-activating activity. Gene Ontology annotation, biological process: proteasome-mediated ubiquitin-dependent protein catabolic process. The transcript has 4 exons. Gene Ontology annotation, cellular component: proteasome regulatory particle, base subcomplex.
AUGCCUAGCGCCACGGGAGAGAACUGGGAGAAGUACAAGAAGAACUUCGCCGAUGAAGAAGAGCCGGAGAAGAAGAUCACUCCUCUCACAGAUGAUGAUAUCGCAGUAUUGAAGACGUACGGCGCCGCUCCCUACGCGAAUGCCUUGAAGAAGUUGGAGAAGCAGAUCAAAGACAAGCAGAACAGCGUAAACGAGAAGAUUGGCGUUAAGGAAUCCGACACUGGUCUUGCACCUCCACACCUUUGGGAUGUUGCCGCGGACCGACAACGCAUGGCAGAGGAGCAACCGCUACAGGUCGCUCGCUGCACGAAGAUCAUUCAAGAUGAGAAGGAUACGGACAAGAGUAAAUACGUCAUCAACGUCAAGCAGAUCGCCAAGUUCGUUGUCAAUCUAGGGGAACGUGUGAGUCCUACGGAUAUCGAGGAAGGCAUGCGAGUCGGUGUCGACCGGAAUAAGUACCAGAUUAUGCUUCCCCUCCCGCCCAAGAUCGACCCCAGCGUGACGAUGAUGACGGUCGAAGACAAGCCCGACGUGACGUACGGCGACGUUGGUGGGUGCAAAGAACAGAUCGAGAAGCUGCGAGAAGUCGUGGAGAUGCCCUUGCUAUCGCCAGAGCGCUUCGUCAAUCUCGGUAUCGACCCGCCCAAGGGUGCUCUGCUUUACGGCCCUCCCGGAACCGGUAAGACACUCUGUGCUCGAGCCGUCGCCAACCGAACAGACGCCACCUUCAUCCGUGUCAUUGGUAGUGAACUGGUUCAGAAAUACGUGGGUGAGGGUGCCCGGAUGGUUCGAGAGCUAUUCGAGAUGGCGCGUACCAAGAAGGCCUGCAUUAUCUUCUUCGACGAAAUCGACGCGGUCGGUGGUGCUCGUUUCGACGAUGGCGCUGGCGGAGACAACGAAGUGCAACGUACCAUGCUGGAACUGAUUACCCAACUGGACGGAUUCGAUGCCCGCGGUAACAUCAAGGUCAUGUUUGCCACCAACCGACCGUCGACUCUGGAUCCUGCCCUCAUGCGUCCUGGACGUAUUGACCGUAAGAUCGAGUUCUCUCUCCCGGACGUCGAGGGCCGAGCCAACAUUCUCCGGAUUCACGCCAAGAGCAUGUCGGUGGAGCGCGACAUUCGAUGGGAGCUGAUUUCUCGACUGUGCCCCAACGCCACGGGUGCGGAACUCCGCAGUGUUGCGACGGAGGCCGGUAUGUUCGCCAUUCGGGCGCGCCGGAAGGUCGCCACGGAGAAGGACUUCCUGGCUGCCGUGGACAAGGUGAUCAAGGGCAACCUGAAGUUCAACUCGACGGCAACCUACAUGCAGUAUAAUUAG